Monoraphidium neglectum is the source of this 936-nucleotide messenger RNA. RefSeq lists its product as hypothetical. The coding region runs from base 1 to 936 and encodes 311 amino acids. NCBI's taxonomy places the organism in Eukaryota, Viridiplantae, Chlorophyta, Chlorophyceae, Sphaeropleales, Selenastraceae. The transcript has 7 exons. Gene Ontology annotation, cellular component: Dsl1/NZR complex. Gene Ontology annotation, biological process: regulation of ER to Golgi vesicle-mediated transport; endoplasmic reticulum to Golgi vesicle-mediated transport; retrograde vesicle-mediated transport, Golgi to endoplasmic reticulum. The record is from RefSeq and is a predicted model, not a curated record.
AUGCUCGCGCUGACGCGGCUGCAGAAGGUGGAGGACAGGGCGGCCUUCGAGGCGCUGGACCAGUCCGGCCUGCCUCUGGCAGCGAUGGCAGGGGACGCGGCGCCGCUGCUGUGGGCGGCGCAGCGGCUGGCCGCGCCGCUCGCCGACGGCCUGCGGCAGCUGUUUGCCAAUGCGGCGCCGACGGGGCGCCUUGAGCGGCCGGACCUGUUUUUGGGGUGCGUGCUGCGGCUUGCGCAGGACCUGGGGCCCCGCCUGGACUUCUUGCAGGCAAGCCUUCAUAGCGUCAUGGAGGCGUCCGACUUCCACGGGCACUACCACAUAUCGGCCGAGUUUGCGCGCGCCCUGCGGGAAGCUGCCAAGCAGCUGCUGCGGGAGGAGAAGCUGCCGGCCCUCGCGGCGGCGGCGGACAGGGAGCUGUGGCUGACCUGGGUGGACAGCCUCAUAGGCUUCGAGGUCAAGAUGGCGGCGCCGCUGGGGAUCAGCAGCCCCCUGGCCCAGCGCCGCGGGGACGUCCCGCUGCCCCUGCUGCGGCAAAGCACGCUCAGCGUGCUCGGGGAGCGCCCCGAGUGGAUGGAUGCGUGGUUGUCUGCGGAGUCGGCCGCCGCCCACAAGGCGCUGCAGGGGCUGCUCUACAGCCCCACCUCCUGGGACCCCGCGCCCUCGCUGCGGGCUGAGGACUGGCCGGCGUGGCGGUGCGAGUUCUACCCCCCUGUGGCCGCAGAGUCUGUGGUCGCCCUGCUGGCUGGCCAGCUCAUGCCGCGCGUGCGCUACAUCCCGCAGCCAGAGGUGCCCCACGCGCCCGCGCGCGCGCGCGUGUGCGCGCGGCGAAGCGGGGACGGCUGGGUGCACGGCCGCGGCGCGGAGAGGGCGGGCGCGGCGCGCUCGGAGCCUUGUCCUGCACAGGCUGCGCCUGCUAGAAAAAAAGCUGCUGAGUGA